CACAGCCAUAUAUAUUGAUCAACAGGCAAGGAAAGAUAGCAAGUUGGCCAUUGAAUUGCACAUAUUCAAUACCGGCUCCCUCCUCUUGUCUAGUUGAAGAAAAAUGGCAGCAUCUUCAUUGAUCCACAAAUUCCAUAACCAUGCUCGUUCUAAUAGUUUACCCUCUAAACCACACCCUCUCAUCCUUCAGUGCAAUGAACACUUAGCAAGGUUAGGUGCCUAUGAAACCAUCUCUUCUUCAUUGCUGGGGCAAAAUCUAACUAGCCUUCUAGAUUUGCAUGAGUGCAUUGAAAAGUUAGUUCAGUUGCCCCUAACUCAAGAAGCACUUGUCCAGGAACGGCAAGAGAAAUGGGUGGAUGAUCUCUUGGAUGGAUCUCUAAGGCUCCUUGAUGCAUGUACAGAAACCAAAGAUGCCCUUCUGCACACCAAGGAGUGCACCCGUGAGCUGCAGUCAACUAUAAGAAGAAGAAGAGGAGGUGAAGUUGAACUCACAGUGGAGGUUAAGAAAUUCUUGACCUCAAGGAAGGUGGUGCGAAAGGCCAUAUUCAAAGCCUUGGAGAAUUUGAAGGGUAAUGCAAAUAAAAGCAACCUUACCCUCACUAACAAAGAUUACCAAACCAUGGCGUUGGUAACUCUGUUAAAGGACGCUGAAGUGAUCACUUUUUCCAUAUUUGAGUCAUUGCUGAAUUUCUUUUCUGGAUCAGCACAAGCAAAACGAAGCAGCUGGGCUUUAGUUUCAAAGCUAAUGCAAAGCAAAAGGGUAGGAUAUGCACAAGUAGCAGAUGAUAAUGAGUUUGCAAAAGUGGAUGCUGCAUUGCAGUUAUUUGCAUUGCACAUGUCAACCAAGUCCAACGAUAUAAUUGAUCUGCAGAAGAAGCUUGAGACCUUGGGAACCUGUAUACAGGAUCUUGAAGAAGGACUUGAAUCUCUGUUUAGGCGUUUGAUUAAAAUCAGAGUUGCCCUUCUCAACAUUCUUAAUCACUAGUUUAGGUAUCUGAAGGCAUCAAAUUUUUGUAAUGGUGUUCUGGGGACAAUUGUAGAUAUUGCUAUGUUGAUGGUAUGCUAAAUAUAUCACUGAAUAUAUUGUUUAUAUAUCACACAUAUGCUUUCUUUUAGCAUUCGUGACAUAUUUCCA
Vigna angularis (adzuki bean) is the source of this 1135-nucleotide messenger RNA. RefSeq lists its product as uncharacterized. The record is from RefSeq and is a predicted model, not a curated record. Gene Ontology annotation, biological process: shoot system development; root development. The transcript has a single exon. NCBI's taxonomy places the organism in Eukaryota, Viridiplantae, Streptophyta, Magnoliopsida, Fabales, Fabaceae. The coding region runs from base 104 to 985 and encodes 293 amino acids.